AUGACACGUAUAAUAGCCUCUAUUGCCGGAGUCGUCGUUGCCCUCGCUAUCGCCAUCCAAGGUCUUGCCGUACCCGGCAGAUCAGGAUGGUGGGAACGUGAUAUCCCGCCACCAACCUCCAGCUCGGCGGCCCCAGUUCCAACAGCACCGGCAGAACCAAUACCAACGCCACCUAAUUGCAACAAGGCCUUCUUCACCAGCAUCCUGCCGCCCGAAGCAAGCCUCGAGAACGUCACGGCUGUUCUAGAGGGCGGCAGCCAUGGCGAAGGAAAGGCAAAUAUUCCGUAUCCGACUAACCCAACGGACCUUCCUGCACUAUGUGCCGUAACGAUCAGCGUGAUAAGCUCGCCGUCGAGUAGCUACCGGUUCGGGUUGUUCCUACCGACGGAGUGGAGUGGAAGGUUUCUUGCUGUUGGGAAUGGAGGGUUUGCGGGGGGGAUCAAUUGGCUCGACAUGGCCACCGGUACACAUUACGGCAUGGCAACCGUCUCGUCUGACCUAGGCCACAACGGGUCUGCAACCGAUACAUCUUGGGCCCUCAAACAGCCUGAAAAGAAAGCCGACUGGGGAUGGCGUGCCCUUCAUGGAACCGUUGUCCUCGGAAAGAAGCUCACAGCCGCCUACUAUGGCGGCGGCGACAUCACAUACUCCUACUACAGUGGCUGUUCCACCGGCGGCCGCCAGGGUCUCCGCGAGAUCCAAGAAUUCCCUGACUCCUUCGACGGCGUGCUUGUCGGUGCUCCAGCCUGGUGGACUUCCCAUCUAAACAAUUACAUCACCCAACUGGGGCUGUACAACCUCCCCAACACAACCGACUACUACAUCCCGACGCCUCUACUCCAAGUCGUCGCCGACGAAGUAGUCCACCAAUGCGACCUAGCCGACGGCGUCGAAGACGGCAUCAUCAGCCGCCCCGACCUCUGCACCUUCAACCCCUCCCUCCUCCUCUGCCCAUCCAACUACACCGCGCCCAUCAACGGAACCGCAUCCUGCCUGACCCAACCCCAAAUCGACACCCUCGAAAAGGUCUACUCUUCUCACUACCACGAAGCCACAGGAGAGCUCAUAUACCCCGGCCUCACCCUCGGCUCCGAAGCCCAAUGGUUCACCAUAAUCGGCAACACCAACGGCACCCCCUCCCCCUUCGGCGUCGGCUACCAGCGCAACUUCCUGUUCGACAACGCCACCUGGAACUACACCGCCUCCUACUCCGACUCGGUCGUCGACCUCGCCGAGCGCAUUGACCCCGGCCGCGCAACCGCAGACAAAUACGACAUUUCCGCCUUCAAAUCCCGCGGCGGCAAGGUGAUUCUCUACCACGGCUUAGCCGACGGCCUCGUCCCCACCAAGGGCUCACAACUGUACUAUAACCGCACCAUCCGCUCUUUUGGCGGGUCCAUGGAGAACCUGCGCAACACGACCGAGUUCUUCAAGCUCUUUUUGAUCCCGGGGCUGCAGCACUGCUGGGCGAGUCCAGCGGGUGUGGACGCGCCAUGGAACAUUGGCGGGGCGUUCCAAGCGGGUGUUAUGGGUUCGGGAUUAUGGUCGGUGCCUGGGUUCGAGGGGAGUGAGGAGCAUGAUGCGCUGGUGGCGCUGAGGAAGUGGGUGGAGGAGGGAAGGGAGGUGGAGCAGUUGGUUGCGACGAGUUGGAAGGCUGGGUUGAAUGCUGCUAGUGGGGUUAAGAGGCAGAGAAAGGUUUGUGCUAGAUACCUACUGACCGGUCACAUCGCCUCUCCCGGCUGCCUUCGAGCCCGCGUACUUCCCGGCAAGAAUGCGCGCGCAGCUCUCAACGCUCUCCCAUCGCGACAGCUUCAGCCUCGUCAACACGCCCGCUACCUGACCACCGAAACGAACACCGCGACCACCGCGACCACCCCCCCUCCCGCCGCCGCCCCCUUCCGAAAACAACUCAAAGAACAAGCCAAAGCCCUCAAAAAGUCCGGCCACAAAAAGAAAAAGAGCAGCGACAACCAAACCGUCCCCGGCUGGGAGCUCACCGUCGGCAUCGAGAUCCACGCCCAACUCAACACGGCCCACAAGCUCUUCUCCCCCGCAACCGUCGUCACCUCCCUCUCCAACUCCACGCCGCCCAACACCCACGUCGCCCCCUUCGACCUCGCCCUGCCCGGCUCCCAACCGCUCUUUCAGUCGGCGACUCUGAUCCCCGCCGUCCGCGCCGCUUUGGCUCUCAACUGCGCCGUCCAGCCCGUUUCCAGGUUCGACAGGAAACAUUAUUUCCACUGGGACCAGCCGGCGGGGUACCAGAUCACGCAGUUUUACGAGCCGUUUGCCAGGGAUGGGUACAUCACUUUGUAUCAGAGGGACGGGAUCGCCGCCGAGGAUGGGGACGAGAUCAAAGUGGGCAUCAAACAGGUGCAGAUGGAGCAGGACACGGCCAAGACGACGGCGCAGCCGGGGGAAAUCCAAGUGCAGUGGUUGGAUUUUAAUCGGGUGGGGGUUCCGCUGAUUGAGAUUAUUACCCUCCCCGAAAUACAUCAUCCGGCCACGGCGGCGGCGUUGGUGAGGAAGGUGCAGAUGGUUUUGGGGAGCGUGGAUGCGUGCGUGAGCGGGCUGGAGGAGGGCGGGUUGAGGGCUGAUGUUAAUGUUUCUGUUAGGAGGACGGGUGAGGGCGGACUGGGACAGAGGACGGAGAUCAAGAAUUUGAGUAGUUUCAAGGCGGUCGAGGACGCGAUCAUUGCCGAGAGGGAUAGGCAGAUUAAGCUACUGGAGGACGGGGGUGAAGUGAAGGGGGAGACGAGGGGGUGGAGUCUGGGCAGCACGGAGACGAGACGGUUGAGAGGGAAGGAAGGGGAGGUGGAUUAUAGGUAUAUGCCUGAUCCGGAUUUGGGGCCGGUGGUUAUUGGGGAGGAGUUGGUGCAGAGGUUGAGGGAGACGAUGGGUGUUUUGCCGGAUCAGGAGGCGGAUCAGUUGAUGGAGAGGUAUAACCUCAGCGCGAAGGAUGCGCUGGCCUUGAUGCUGCUUGAUGGCGGAGCCAGGAUCCAAUACUUUUACAAUGUCCUCGACUCCUUUGAGGAACGACUCGCCGCUGACGGGCAAGCCAUCCCAGAAGGCGGGGAACAUGCAACACUGGCAGCAAACUGGUGUCUCCACGAACUCGGCAAGCUCACCGACUCCGCUUCUUCCUCUUCCUCCUCCUCUUCAGACCCAGAUCUCCUCCAGGGCCUAGCCAUGACACCCCUCGGCGAAUCCCCCCUCGUCCCCUCCUCCUCUCUCGCCGCCAUCCUCCACCACCUCCACUCCCGCACCAUCACCGCCAAAGUCGCCAAGGACCUCCUCUGGGCCGUUUACCGCGGUGAGAUUCCCCAGGAUGGAAUCACCAGCUACAUCGACACCCACAGCUUAUGGUUCAAGGAGCUGCCAGAGGAGGAAUACGCGAAGCUGGCUGACGAAAUAAUCCAGGGCGAGGAGAAGGUGCUGGGAGAGUUUUUGCGGUGGAAGCAGGGGAAGAUGAAGGCGUAUCCCCAAGGGAAACUGAUGUAUCUGGUGGGGAAGAUGAUGAGAGGCGGGCCGGAGGGGAGGGUGGAGGCUGCUGGGGCGGAGAGGGUGUUGAGGAGGCGGAUUGAGGGUGUUUAUUUGCCUGAGCUGGAGAAGGGAGAGUAA
Molecule: messenger RNA, 3621 nt
Organism: Neurospora tetraspora
Lineage: Eukaryota; Fungi; Ascomycota; Sordariomycetes; Sordariales; Sordariaceae
Product: GatB/GatE catalytic domain-containing protein
Exons: 3
Coding region: 1-3621 (1206 amino acids)
Molecular function (GO): carbon-nitrogen ligase activity, with glutamine as amido-N-donor
Source: RefSeq, a predicted model, not a curated record